CUCAUCCUCCGCGACGGGGCCAACUGCAGCCCGCGUCUCCCCCUUGUCUCUGCUUCAUCUAUCGCCGCAUAGCUCUCUUGUACCUUUACGAAGCAUAUCAUGUCCGAAGACCCUCGUCUCGACCGUUACGUCGAGCUGUGCAAGAUCUACCACCAGCAGUGCAGAUACUAUGAGGCCGAGGUGGCCGCCACUCGUGCACUGACCUUCAACCCCAUGCACCUGAACGUGCGUUACACGAGGGGAAACAUCCGCCGGAUGGCGAAGAACUACCACGGGGCGCUCGCGGACUUCAACUUCGUUCAAGCCACGAACCCGGGCUUCAAGAAGACCGCGAGCGCGAUCGAGCAGGUGCGUCCGCUGGCGGACGCGGCCGGGCCCCCGCCCGAGGACGCGGACUACGACUUCCCGCAGACGCACGGCGGCUGCAAGGACUGGGUCGCGCAGUGUAUUGGCGACGACAAGUACACGUCGACGGCCCCCUCAUGUCGCUUCCACAACCACGACGGCUGCGCGCGCGGCGACAAGUGCACCUUCUCGCACGCGCCCGACGAGAAGAGCGUGCGCGAUGCGGUCGGCCAGAACGUUUGCUUGCACUUUCUGCUCGACGACUGCCGGUUCGGCGCUGAAAAGUGCAUCUACUCGCACAGUCGCGCCGACUUGCCUCCAAACGGCUGGUGGGACGACCCUCACCAGAAGGAGAUCGUGCGCAACCACGUGCGCUCUGCUCUACGCAAGUCGGGGAACAAUCGCGCGCGGCGCGGCGGCGUGAACACAAGGCAUAGACGCGGCCCCUCCACAUCAUCGUCGGCAAGCAAGUUCUACUCUGGGCCCGCGUUUGUCAGCACCUUCGACGCUUUUGACGACUACGACGAUGAACGACAGAUGUAUGGUGGAUUUACGGAAGACGAUGUGUACGAGCUUGCUUGCCAGGGCGUGAAGCCCUGGGACGAGGACGCCGGCGACGUCCUGGCGGUCCUCGGUGGCUACUACUAAACGAACAUAAUGUAAAUGCGCGCGAACGCGAUAGAUAAUGGGCUGUACUCACAGUAACUACCAUACACACUAGACGUACAUAAUGCACGCGCCAUUGUUGUCC
Molecule: messenger RNA, 1096 nt
Organism: Schizophyllum commune H4-8
Lineage: Eukaryota; Fungi; Basidiomycota; Agaricomycetes; Agaricales; Schizophyllaceae
Exons: 4
Coding region: 100-993 (297 amino acids)
Molecular function (GO): metal ion binding; protein binding
Source: RefSeq, a predicted model, not a curated record